GCUGCCGGGCAGGCGGCGGAGGGCUGACAUGGCCCGGGCCUGGCCCUGGGCCUCCCUGCUGCUGUGGCUGCUGCAAUUCGCUUCAGGGAAGCCCUCUCUGGCCCCUCCUCAGAAUGUGACGCUGCUCACCAGAGACUUCUACAUGUACCUGACUUGGCUCCCGGGCCCUGGCAACCCAGAGAAUGUGACCUAUUCUGUGCAGUACCAGAGCCUUUCAGAAACCAAGUGGCACAAAGUGAAGAGUUGCAGAAGAACCACAGCACUGAACUGUGAUCUGACAUGCCUGGAGUCCCUGGACAAGUUUAAUAAGGUCAAAGCACAAGUGCGAGCCAUUUCUGCCAAGUCCAAGUCACACUGGGUGGAAUCUAGGUUUCUGGAAUACCUAUUUGAAGUGGAGCCAGCCCCACCUGUCCUACUCAUCACUCAGGCAGAAAAUUUCCUGAACAUCAAGGCCACGUACCAGCUGCCCUCUUGCAGGGACUUGAAUCUGAAAUAUCAGUUGGCUUUCUGGAAGGAGGGGACAGAGAACAAGACCCUCUUUCCAGAUAACCCAGUUCAAAUUCCUCUCCCACCACUUGCCUAUGGAAACUACUGCCUGAGUGCCAGAACCAUCUAUGCCUACAGUGACAUCAAAUACAGCAGCUUCUCCACACCCACCUGCAUCUUUCUGAAGGACCCAGGAGCCAGCUGGGCAUUUCUGCUGCUACUGCUGCCCGUACUGCUGGUCAUCACCGCAGGGGGCGUGGUCUGGAAGAAAUUCACAGGGAGCUGCUGGUCUGAGAAGGCAAAGAUGCCCCAAACCCUGGACUUCUCUGGACACAGACCCACCAUUGUCACUUUGCCACCUCGCAUCCUUGAGUCCCUGGAUAAUUUGAAUGUCUGUCCCCAGAAGGAACUGAGCAUCAGGGCCAAGCUGAGUGCUCAACGCAGGAUCCCAGUGGGCACUCAGGCAUGGACAGAGAAGGGUAGCGCCAAGGGGGUCAACGAGGAGGAGGAGGAGGAAGUCACCGAUGAAGAUGACGACAGUGACAGCAUCUACUUCCGGCCCUACAUUUUGCCACCCCAACUCCCAGAGCACUCAGAGCUCGCGGGUUGGGGGACUCCAGGAGUCCUAGAAGACAAGCCCCCUGCCUGGGAUUCUUCAUCCUCCUCUUGGGCCAGGACUGAGUCCUCUGGCUAUCUCUCCAAGGAGGGGUCGGGCCAGAGACUGGAGAGGGAAGGGUCUCCGGGGCCUCUCCUGCUCCCCAAAGACUCCAAGGACUCAGAUUCCCUGGAAGAGCCCCUGGAAGAUGAUCCUAGCUCUUGGGUGAGCUGGGGUUCCUUAUUGCCAGGAUGGACUCUGGACCCUGGAGAGCCCCAGGUUUGUCUCCACACACUGAGCAUCCUCAGCAGCACUGGAGAGGAGGAGGAAGAGGAGGAGGAGGAGGAGAGCGGGGUGGACUCUGAUAGUGAGGACUGUGGAGCCAGCAGCUGGGAGGCCAAGAGCCCCCAGGAGGCUGAAACCAGGGGCCACACUCUGGGGCAUUACAUGGCCAGGUGAGCUGUGCCGUGCUUCCCUCCUGUUCUGUGGCCACCAGGGAUACUGAGCUUUCCAAGGACCACAAGUCUUGGGAAUAGCAUCUCUGGGAUGGCCGAAGGU
Molecule: messenger RNA, 1639 nt
Organism: Sorex fumeus (smoky shrew)
Lineage: Eukaryota; Metazoa; Chordata; Mammalia; Eulipotyphla; Soricidae
Gene: IFNLR1
Product: interferon lambda receptor 1
Exons: 7
Coding region: 29-1540 (503 amino acids)
Molecular function (GO): protein binding
Source: RefSeq, a predicted model, not a curated record